This is a messenger RNA of Alternaria metachromatica, 471 nucleotides long. RefSeq lists its product as uncharacterized. The transcript has 3 exons. The coding region runs from base 1 to 471 and encodes 156 amino acids. Gene Ontology annotation, cellular component: mitochondrial large ribosomal subunit. Gene Ontology annotation, biological process: mitochondrial translational termination. The record is from RefSeq and is a predicted model, not a curated record. Lineage: Eukaryota; Fungi; Ascomycota; Dothideomycetes; Pleosporales; Pleosporaceae.
AUGCUGCGACGCUUCAUUUUUCACACGCUAGUCUUCCCUCCUGCGCCGUUGCCAGCGGUGCGCCGGAUAAUUCACUGUCGAGGGCAUAGCGGCAGUGCCACUGGCGACGAGGUCCAGGCUGCACGCGCCUGGCUCGCGGAGCUCCAUGCAGAGACGAUCCCUUUCAAGAGCAUUGGCGAAUUGAGCUUCAGCAGAUCAUCAGGACCGGGCGGCCAAAAUGUAAACAAAUCCAAUGCUAUAAUAGUCCAGGCCGACGACAGUCGAAAGCAGAGCGACAAUGCUCAGAGCUGCUACAGGCGCAUAUACGAGGCCAUUGCCCGAGCCGGACAAGAUGCUGUGCCCGCCGAGACGUCGGCAGCACAGGUGCAGCGUGUCAAACAACUACAGAAGGCAGAUAACGAGCGCCGCCUCAAGAGCAAGAAGCAGCAGAGCGCUAAGAAGACGUCGCGACGAAGCCGGGGUGACGAGUGA